Centropristis striata (black sea bass) is the source of this 837-nucleotide messenger RNA. Its product is annotated as testis-expressed protein 12-like. The transcript has 5 exons. The record is from RefSeq and is a predicted model, not a curated record. The coding region runs from base 154 to 567 and encodes 137 amino acids. Lineage: Eukaryota; Metazoa; Chordata; Actinopteri; Perciformes; Serranidae.
AAUUUACGAGGAGCCUAAAAUGCACCAUUUGCCAGACCCGGCCGUUACUCUGACCGUUAAUGUAAACUAGCGAUGAAACAAGUGAUAGUUAUCUGCCAAAGGCUUACCUAAAACAUACAACUUUUCCACUCGGACCUUUAACUUCACUCCAUAAUGAAAAAAGCAACACCAGUGGCAGAAAAGCUGAUUCCAAUAACAUUAAACACUAGGGCAGUUAACAACAGCAAGGGACCUAAACAGGCAACAACCCAAGAGACGCAAGGUGCACCUGCAAAUCAAGACAAAUCUCCACCAAGAAAGAGAAAAACUACCUCGAGACCUACCACAUCCAUUCUGGAGUCAGCAGAUUUAUUUGAGGCUACAACCACAGGUGGAAGUAGAGAGGUCAACAUGCUGUGUUCAGAAUUUGCUGAAGUGUUAAGUGAGAGAGCUGCAGCAGAUACCUUCCAGAUGAAGGAGCUGGAGGACAUUUUGACAGAAGCUCAAAACCUCGAGUCCUACCUUAAAGAAAAGAAAAAACAUCUGAGGCAAACAUUGGAUCUGAUUUCUGAUAAGCUGCAGGGUUAAAUUUGCUGCAUCUACAUAAUUAAGCAGACCUCUUGUUCUUGUUUUACUGAAAAGUAGUUUUUCUGUCAAGAACAGCUUUAGACUGUGUCUUCUGCAGUUCAAAUGUUAGUCAUAUUAACUAAUACUCAGUACUUACAAUACUUUAAAUAUAAAAUAUACUAAUGUAUGUUAAAUGUUAUAAGGUUAGUAAGUGAUAAGUUUUUGUAAAAACUCAUUUUGAAUAGGAUAUUAUUUAUAUUUUUCCUCAACACAUCACAAUUUCACUUUUGA